Messenger RNA from Cajanus cajan (pigeon pea), 1838 nucleotides. RefSeq names its product BTB/POZ and MATH domain-containing protein 4. Lineage: Eukaryota; Viridiplantae; Streptophyta; Magnoliopsida; Fabales; Fabaceae. Gene Ontology annotation, molecular function: protein binding. The record is from RefSeq and is a predicted model, not a curated record. Gene Ontology annotation, biological process: protein ubiquitination.
AUUUAUUUUAAGUAAAGAAGCGAAGGAAAGCCAGAAGUGGAUUAGAUUCGAACCAACGAGCUAGCGCAGAUCCAUCUUCGUCCACUUCCCCCAAAAAAUAAAAAAUAAAAAAUAAAAAAAUAAAAAAAAAUCCCGUUUCCCUAGAAAUCCGUACAUGGUCUGGUGUUGAUCGUCAUCGCGCGUGAGAUGUACAACCCCGCGGCGGCGAGCAGGAGCGUCCUGGCGUCGCGCACGAGUUCGCGGUCGGUGACGGAGACGGUGAACGGCUCCCACAAGUUCGUGAUCAAGGGCUACUCUCUGGCGAAGGGAAUCGGCGUCGGAAAGCACAUCGCCAGCGAGACUUUCACCGUCGGAGGCUACCAGUGGGCCAUCUACUUCUACCCCGACGGCAAGAACCCCGAGGACAACUCCGCCUAUGUCUCCGUCUUCAUCGCGCUCGCUUCCGAGGGCACCGACGUUCGCGCGCUCUUCGAACUCACGCUGCUCGACCAGAGCGGCAACGGCAAGCACAAGGUCCAUAGCCACUUCGAUCGCUCGCUCGAGAGCGGCCCCUACACUCUCAAAUACCGCGGCAGCAUGUGGGGGUAUAAGCGGUUUUUCAAACGGGCUCAACUCGAGGCGUCGACUUUCCUCAAGGAUGAUUGCUUGAAGAUAAACUGCACUGUUGGUGUGGUGGUGUCGUCCAUUGAUUGUUCUAAGUUAAACACGAUAGAAGUUCCUGAGUCUGAUAUUGGGGCGCAUUUCGGGAUGCUGUUAGAGAAUGAGGAGGGGUCGGAUGUUACUUUCUCUGUAGGUGGAGAAAGGUUUCAUGCGCAUAAGCUUGUUUUGGCUGCCCGGUCAACUGCAUUUGAAACCGAGUUUUUUAAUGGGAUGGAGGAAGAUGAUCGUGACAUAGUUGUUACUGAUAUGGAACCUAAGGUUUUCAAGGCUUUGCUUCAUUUUAUUUAUAGAGACUCUCUUAUUGAUGAUGAAGAGCUCUUUACGUCACGAUCGUCUUCGUCAUUCUUGCCUUUGGUGUCUGAAUCAUUUGCAGCGAAGUUGUUAGCUGCUGCAGAAAAGUAUGGUUUGCCAAGACUUAAACUGAUGUGCGAGUCUGUACUUUGCAAAGACAUAUCUAUAGAUUCUGUUGCCUAUAUUCUGGCUCUUGCUGAUCGUUAUCAAGCUACAGAAUUGAAGUCUGUCUGUCUGCAAUUUUCUGCUGAAAACCUUGUUGCUGUGAUGCAAUCUGAUGGAUUCGAGUAUCUCAAGGAAAAUUGUCCAUUGCUGCAAUCAGAAUUGCUAAAGACUGUGGCAGGAUGCGAGGAGGAAUUUAGUGGAGAAGGAAAGUGUAGAAGUGUGUGGGCCCAGUUUUCUGAUGGUGGUGACACCAAUGAUAGGAGUGUAAGACAACAAACCUGGGAAAAUGGAGUCGAAAGAAGUCAAAGCUUAUGGGUUCACCUUUCUGAUGGUGUUAACAACAAUGAUAGGAGUCCAGGGCAAGAAGCUUGAGAAGGGAUUCCGUUGGGACAAGGAAACGGUCAUUGGUACAAGACCAGCCUGCAGGGAUUCCAUUGCAAGCCGCAUUUUUUCUUUUUCUUUUCGGGGGGAACUGGUUAAGAAUAGCAGAUUAAUCUUGUAACCAUAGUGAUGUAUCUUUCAACACCAAUGGGUGCUAGCAGGUAGCAAGUUAACAAAAUGACAUGAAGGGACAAAACAGUAUCUAGUUGAACAUUGGUUGUAUCUAGAACUUUUCUUAGGGUGGGAGGUUGUCCACCCUGGUUAGUGAACACAGGACAUUUCAUGCACGAUUGAUGUAGUUUUACACCGUGGGAAUCUUCAUCCUUGUGAAUUGUGAAGCA